CGGAGGAGGUAGAUCGUCGAUGGGGCUCUCCUUCUCGUCGCUCUUCGGGGCGCUGUUCGCCAAGAAGGAGAUGCGGAUCCUCAUGGUCGGCCUCGACGCCGCCGGCAAGACCACCAUCCUCUACAAGCUCAAGCUCGGCGAGAUCGUCACCACCAUCCCCACCAUCGGGUUCAACGUGGAGACUGUUGAGUACAAGAACAUCAGCUUCACCGUUUGGGAUGUCGGGGGCCAGGACAAGAUAAGGCCUUUGUGGAGGCACUACUUCCAGAACACUCAGGGCCUUAUCUUUGUUGUUGACAGCAACGACAGAGAUCGUAUUGCUGAGGCGAGAGAUGAGCUCCACAGAAUGCUGAAUGAGGAUGAGCUGCGCAAUGCUGUAUUGCUUGUUUUUGCUAACAAGCAAGACCUUCCCAAUGCCAUGAAUGCUGCUGAAAUAACAGAUAAACUUGGUCUCCACUCUCUGCGUCAGCGACACUGGUAUAUUCAGAGUGCUUGUGCUACAAGUGGGGAGGGUCUGUAUGAAGGGCUGGACUGGCUCUCCAGCAACAUAGCCAGCAAGUCAUGAAUGCUUCCAUUGGGCUGGCCGAAGCAGCAGGCGGCUGGAGAAAUGACUGUAAUAUAUAGGCAUGUUAAAGUGAUGUCGAAUUUUGACAUGUCUUUGAAACUCAAUCUUUGUGCUGUUAUCACACUGUUAGUCACGGAUGAAUGCUGUAUGGGUGGUUGAAUGUACACAAAACGAUAACUGUUCUGCUAUAAUGUGAACUUUUAUGCCAGCUGUUUCCUGAA
Messenger RNA from Lolium rigidum, 786 nucleotides. Its product is annotated as ADP-ribosylation factor 1-like. Lineage: Eukaryota; Viridiplantae; Streptophyta; Magnoliopsida; Poales; Poaceae. Gene Ontology annotation, biological process: intracellular protein transport; vesicle-mediated transport. Gene Ontology annotation, molecular function: GTP binding; GTPase activity. Gene Ontology annotation, cellular component: cytoplasm. The record is from RefSeq and is a predicted model, not a curated record.